Messenger RNA from Penicillium expansum, 3234 nucleotides. RefSeq names its product putative methionine permease. The coding region runs from base 1 to 3234 and encodes 1077 amino acids. Gene Ontology annotation, cellular component: membrane. Gene Ontology annotation, molecular function: L-cysteine transmembrane transporter activity. The transcript is spliced from 14 exons. The record is from RefSeq and is a predicted model, not a curated record. Gene Ontology annotation, biological process: L-cysteine transport; transmembrane transport. Lineage: Eukaryota; Fungi; Ascomycota; Eurotiomycetes; Eurotiales; Aspergillaceae.
AUGGCAGUAGAAACCCACAAAGCUGGCUUCGUGGCGGAAACACAGGCCAAUGAAGAAAGUGACAAUGAGUUCAAUACCGCACCAAAGCUCCCUGAUCAAUUUGCAGAUGAGAGUUUUAAACUAUUCUCAAAAAUUCAAGUCACAGAACCGACUCCCGAAGAAGCAAAACAGAUUCGCAAAAAGUGCUUAUGGCGGAUUUUGCCCUUUCUUUGCAUUGGUUAUCACUUGAUGUAUGUGGACAAGCAAACGCUAGGAAGUUCUGCAAUCCUAGGAAUCAUGAAAGAUGCGCAUUUGAAUUCGAAUCAAUAUAACUGGCUUUCUUCGAUUUUCUAUUUUGGGUAUCUUUUGGCUGAAUGGCCACAGAAUUGGGCUUUGCAGAGGUUUCCUGUUGGGAAGUGGCUAGCUGGAAAUUUGAUAAUAUGGGGUGGAAUUACCCUCUUACAUAUCCCUUGCAAUAGCUUCGCGACUCUUUUUGUUGUUCGCUUUUUCCUGGGGGUAGCAGAAGCAUCCAUUGUUCCAGCAUUCCUGCUUUCCAUGUCCAUGUUCUUUACUUAUGGCGAGCAAGCUGUCAUGAUGCCGGUUAUGUGGUCAAUUGGUAAUGCAAGUCCCAUCACGUCGGGUCUGCUAUCUUAUGGUGUUCUCUGGAUUGAUACAGGCAGCUUUUCUCCGUGGAAAUGGUUUAUGGUUAUCACUGGGGUCCUCACAGUCAUUUUCGGCAUCUUUGUCUAUCUCUUCUUUCCCGAUAGCCCCAUCCAUGCCAAGUUCUUGACACCCGAGGAGCGUGCAAAGGCUAUUUUACGGAUCAGAGAGAACCACUCCGGAAUUGAGCAAAAGGUUUUCAAAAGAUAUCAGUUUAUCGAAGCAAUUCAAGACCCCAAAACAUGGCUCUUCUUCCUACACGCCUGGUCCCAGGAAAUGGCAAACGGAGUAACAAACCAAUACUCGCUGAUCAUCAAGUCAUUUGGUUUCACCGUUCUUCAAACAACUCUACUAGGAACCGUGUCGGGAGCUGUAUCAUUCGUUUCUCUCAUAACAGCUGCGAUCACAUUGUAUCACACCAAGAACUGUCGAGCAUGGCUCUCACUCAUUGCAUACAUUCCAGGUGCUCUUUCAAGUAUCCUUCUACUAUCCUUGCCCUGGUCUAAUCGAUGGGGUCUCAUCGCUGGAAUCUGGAUUCGAUCUACAACCGGUAUCCCAUAUGCCGUGGUGAUGAUCUGGGCUGCCAAUGCGUCGGCAGGUCAUACGAAGAAAACUACCGUCAUUGCGCUUUAUCAUAUUGGAUACGGACUGGGAAAUAUUAUCUCUCCACAAUUAUUCCGGCCAGAGUGGAAGCCUCGGUACAGACCAACUUGGAUUAUUUUGCUUGUGGUCGCUGCAAUUCUUCCUUCGAUCAUUAUUAUCGUGCUCCGGAUCUACCUAAGCCGAGAGAAUAAACGUCGCGACAAGCUCGCGGAAGUUAAUCAGGUUGCCAGCAAUGGGGUUGUCGAGACGGUUGAUUCAGAUGGAGGCAAAGUCGCUCGCGUUGUGGAUAAUAGUCAGUUGGAUUUGACUGACAGGGAGAAUUUGAAUUUCCAAAGGCAUAAUAGGCUCCUACAUCCACCUGAUCUCAAUAUGGACAUCCAGGAGAGACAACCUCUCCUAAACUCAUCAACUCACCCCAAUAUUCUAUCUCACAGCUCUCAACAAGAACCACUCAACCUCUCAUCCGAUGACUUUCCCGCGCCAUAUGUUGACACUCUACCAGGGACACCCUACAGAAAGAGCAUCAACUGGUCAAGCGCAUACAUAUUGGUCGUUUCGCAAGUGAUUGGGAGCGGCAUCUUCGCAACACCAGGUUCAAUAGUCAGAUCCGCCGGAAGCAUCGGAUUGACCCUGCUAGUAUGGCUGGUUGGGACAAUAUUAUCGGCUUGCGGGCUAGCCGUCUUCAUGGAAUUCGGAUGCAUGCUACCUCGCUCAGGAGGACAAAAGGUGUACCUCGAGUAUACCUAUCCCCGACCGCGGUUUCUCGCAUCAAGCCUCAUAACAGCCCAGGUAGUGCUCCUGGGGUUCACGGCGAGCAACUGCAUUAUCUUUUCGAAAUACACAUAUUUCGCGCUUGGCAUUGAGCCCACUGAGAUUCAGCAUAAGGUGCUGGCAGUCGGCCUCUUGACGGCCAUUACUAUUGUCCAUGGCUGUUUCUUGAAAACGGGCAUCUUUGUCCAGAACGUCCUUGGCUGGGUCAAGAUCUUCCUCAUUGCAGCAAUGUCCUUGACGGGAGUCUGGGUGGUUUUUCUCGGUUUGUAUGGAGAUACUGAUAAUAUCUCUCCAGUGUCGGGGGUCGCCAGUUCGUGGUCCUGGGAAUCGAUGUGGGAAGGAUCGAACUGGAGCUGGAGUCUGCUUUCGUCAGCUUUGUUCAAAGUCUACUAUUCCUACGCCGGAUUGAGCAAUGUAAACAAUGUCCUCAGUGAGGUCCAUGAUCCUGUGGGAAUAGUGAAGACCGUGUGCCCCACUGCACUCGUCACAGCCGGUGGUCUAUACUUUCUUGCGAAUCUUUCAUACUUCCUGGUCAUUCCGCUCGAAGAGAUCAAAAAUAGCGGAGAAUUGGUCGGCGCACUGCUAUUCGAAAGAUUGUUUGGAGCUCACGUCGGAAGAAUAUUCUUUCCACUUGCGAUUGCCAUUUCUGCUGCUGGAAAUGUGAUGGUGGUGACCUUUGGCCUGGCACGUGUGAAUCAAGAGAUAGCCCGACAAGGAUUCCUUCCAUGGCAAAAGGUUCUCUCGUCUUCGCGGCCAUUUGGGACUCCACUGGGUGGACUUGUUGUACAUUAUAUCCCUUCUAUGUUGGUCCUCGCCCUGCCACCAAAAGGAGAUGUCUAUAACUUUAUCCUGGACUUGGAGGGAUACCCUGGACAGAUCUUUUCCUUGGCGAUUACUGUUGGUCUGCUGAUAGUACGAUACCGGGAGCCUCAUCUCUUACGACCCUUCAAAGCGUGGUUGCCAGCUGUCUGGUUACGGGUUGCCGUGUGUUUAGUCCUGUUGGUAGCACCCUUCAUCCCGCCGGCGAAUUGGCGGGAACUCGAUGUGUUCUAUGCUACCUAUCCACUUGUGGGGAUUGCAAUUGUGCUCUCAGGUGUUCUCUACUGGUAUGUCUGGACGGUGUUACUCCCACGGUGGGGAGGUUAUCAACUCGAGGAAGAGAAAGAGAUUCUGGCCGACGGGACUAGCAUCAUCAAGCUAGUUCAUUCAUAUGAUAAGUGA